This is a messenger RNA of Mauremys mutica (yellowpond turtle), 5901 nucleotides long. RefSeq names its product sideroflexin 3 (gene SFXN3). Gene Ontology annotation, molecular function: monoatomic ion transmembrane transporter activity. The record is from RefSeq and is a predicted model, not a curated record. Bases 99 to 1067 code for a protein of 322 amino acids. NCBI's taxonomy places the organism in Eukaryota, Metazoa, Chordata, Testudines, Geoemydidae. The transcript has 11 exons. Gene Ontology annotation, cellular component: mitochondrial inner membrane. Gene Ontology annotation, biological process: serine import into mitochondrion; monoatomic ion transport.
CCUCCGGCCUGCGCGCCCUGGGCGCGGCGCCGCUGCGCACUGGGCUGGUGCCGGGGGCCGGACGACGGGCGGGGGCCGGCGCUGUCAGCGAGCCGAGGAUGUCGGAGGAACUGCCCUUGCACAUCAACCUCCGGGAGCCGCGAUGGGACCAGCGCACUUUCCAGGGGCGAGCCAAGCACUUCUUCAUGGUGACCGACCCCCGCAACCUCCUGCUGUCCGCGGCGACGCUGGAAGACGCCCGGAGGGUGGUUGAGAAUUACAGGUCAGGGACGGUAUCACCGGAUCUGACGGAGGACCAGCUCUGGCGGGCAAAAUACAUCUACGACUCGGCCUUCCACCCCGACACCGGGGAGAAGAUGAUCCUGAUCGGGCGCAUGUCGGCCCAGGUGCCCAUGAACAUGACCAUCACCGGCUGCAUGCUCACCUUCUACAGGACGACGCCUGCGGUGUUAUUCUGGCAGUGGGUGAACCAGUCGUUCAACGCGAUUGUGAACUACACUAACCGGAGCGGAGACGCCCCCAUCACGGUCGGCCAGCUGGGGACGGCCUACGUCAGCGCCACCACCGGGGCGGUCGUGACGGCGCUGGGACUCAAAUCUCUCACCAAGCAUUUACCAUCGAUUAUUGGCCGCUACGUGCCUUUUGCUGCUGUGGCAGCUGCUAACUGCAUCAACAUUCCUUUAAUGCGGCAGAGGGAGCUGAAGUUUGGGAUCCCCGUCACGGAUGAGGACGGGAACCGGCUGGGGGAGUCGAGGGCAGCGGCCCAGCAAGCCAUUGCUCAGGUGGUGGUGUCCCGGAUCGGCAUGGCUGCCCCUGCCAUGGCCAUCCCUCCUGUGAUCAUGAACGCCCUGGAGAAGAGAGCCUUCCUGAAGCGAUACCCCUGGCUGAACGCUCCCUUGCAGGUCGGACUGGUGGGGUUCUGCUUGGUGUUCGCGACCCCGCUGUGCUGCGCACUCUUCCCACAGAAAAGCUCGAUGCGAGUGAGUCGCCUGGAGCCCGAAGUCCAAGCUCUGGUCCGGGAGAAGAACCCCCACAUGGAGACUGUCUACUUCAACAAAGGGCUUUAAGCCAGGCUCUCCUCCACCCCCCCAGCUGCCGGGAGAAGAGAUCAGGGACCGGAUCGGAACCCAGGUGUCCGGGGAGAAUGUUAAAUGUUGUACUAGAAUAACGCCUUUGAGCUGCUGCUUUAUUUCUGGCUGUCAUGUCUCAGUAGGUCCUGUGUGUACGAUGUAGGUUCCUUGCACUCAGAUGACCCAUAGCAAUAGGUAGUGAUAUAUGCUGCUGUGGUAUAGAUUGUCUUUCCUGAGCAAAACAGAAACAGGCAGAGCUGAUCCUCUCCGGUGGCAGGUCGAGAGCGGCCAGGGCCCCUCAGUAACCCUCCCUCCACUCCACCCUCCUGCUGUGUGUGGUCCCAGAGUGGCUCACAUGUCUGGAGAGUAAUGCUCCUGAGAUGCGUCCAUGGGAUGCGGUUGCAGUCUUUCUAGACACUCGAUUGCGAUGAGGUGGACUGACUGCUGGGGAAAGCUACGUACUUACACAGCAGAGUCGCUCAGAAAAAGAUCGAGGGGGGAAGAAACGACUAUACAAGGGAGCUUGGUGCAGAGAUGGACCCCAGAGCGUUUUGGGGUGUCCUGAUCUGGGGUUUCUCUGCCUACCAGAGGAGAAUUAGCUGCAGUGUCUGAAUGUGGGGAAAGCCCGGACCCAGAUCUGUAACUCAGCUUUGCACUUGGGCUGAUCGCUGCUGUUGGAACCUGGUGUUUGGAACCAGCUUUCACUCGUGUGUGUGUGUGUAUCUUUGCACGCUCAAUGCCUGUGCAUGUCCGGGCUCAUUCCUAACCGUUGUCUCUGCAGGGAGCAGUUCUGAGACCUUGCACAUGCAGAAUAAUGGAAUUUCCAUGCGGGAGAGUUAAACUGUCCGUGAGGAAAUUCCCCUGCCUGUCUGCAGAGAUCUAACCCGCUGCCCUCUGCAUUGCCCCUUUUAAACGCACUCUGGAGGCGUGAGUAGGGCGACCGGACAGCAAGUGUGAAAAAUCAGGAAGGGGGUGGGGGGUAAUAGGAGCCUAUAUAAGAAAAAGACCCAGAAAUUGGGACUGUCCCUAUAAAAUCUGGACAUCUGGUCACCCUAGGCGUGAAGGAAAGUCAGGGCUCCCCCGUUUUAUUGUGAAUAUUGACUCAGUACACGUACGGUGCAGGGGAAAAUGCAUCACAAUCGUUUUAGGAUGCGAAAGACAAUCGCUGGGCACAAGAGAUCACUGAUCAAUAAAGCACAAAAAGAGGAGGAAACCCGCCCCUCUUCUGUGAUCGGAAGGAACCAACGCUACAGGGGUAGGGAGACUCUUCCAGUAAUCACAGCUCUGUCGCAGCCUGCACCAUCGAGCUUAAAAUCCUCCUCGUUCAGGGCUGAUCCUGCCCCACUGAAAUCUGCAGGAGCUGCACCGUUGGCUUCAGUGGGUGCAGGAGCAGGGGUCUGAAUGCAUCUUUUUUAAAACUAGCCUAAUCAAGGCAGCUAACGUAGAUCUGACGGCUCGGAAAUGCCUGCGCUCUAAUGGAGAGGGCUGGGGGAUGUCACAGCUAAGCACCAGGGGCCCAAGGCUACUCCAGGUCAGCAAUUUAAUCCGGUUUUCCGCUGCUUUCAUCUCCAGAGCAAAUUACACAUUCUAAUCUCCGAAAACCAGCCCGGGAGGGUGGUGUUAUUUAAUGUCGCCUUUGUUCCAGGCUCAAGUCGCAUCCUGGGGGCUGCUAGACGCCCUUUGCGGGGCUCCUGUCUCCUUGCUGUAAGAUCACCUUGUUGUUUGCUAGACCAGCCUCCCUUUGAACAUGUGACGUUUAAAGGGAUCGCGUCACACUGCUUUAAGGUCCCUGGGCUUUGUGGCGUGGGUGGGUGUGUAGCUACAGACAGAUAAAAAUUGGAUGUUUUACAACGUCUAAACCGGACAGAAAUGUUUCUGUGACAUUGAAUGAAAACGCGUUUAGUCCUGGCCUGGAUAUAAACCUUCCCCUGCUGUGCUGGGGCCUGGCCCUCUGCUCCUGCCAGAAAGGAAACUGAGUAGACUCAAGAGGUGAAACUGACCCCCUGUUUGCCGGCCCAGCUGAGUGAGGGGCACAGAGCAAACAACCCGGCUCUGGGGCAGACAGGGAAUUGGAGAUUGCAAAGUAGAACUAGCUGGAGCGGGUGUCACAGUAAGAGCGGCCUUUGAUUGUGUCCUGGAGGGAGAAUCAGCCCCAUCCUACAAGAGAGACAGAGAGAGCUCAGAUCUGCUGCAGAAGGUGGCUUGUUGCUCCUCCCAGAUGCCUGGGGUGACUCUAGUUCCCAAAGGGAAAACGGGACACUGCACAGGGCUGGCCUGAGGGCUCCCCCCCCCCCCAGGUCUGGCCUGAGUUGCUUGCCCGAUCCCUGCCUGCCCCCGGCACGGGCUGGGGUUGCUGCUUACCCGAUCCCUGCCUGCUCCCGGCACGGGCUGGGGUUGCUGCUUACCUGAUCCCUGCCUGCCCCCGGCACGGGCUGGGGUUGCUGCUUACCUGAUCCCUGCCUGCCCCCGGCACGGGCUGGGGUUGCUGCUUGCCCGAUCCCUGCCUGCUCCCGGCACGGGCUGGGGUUGCUGCUUACCUGAUCCCUGCCUGCCCCCGGCACGGGCUGGGGUUGCUGCUUGCCCGAUCCCUGCCUGCUCCCGGCACGGGCUGGGGUUGCUGCUUACCUGAUCCCUGCCUGCCCCCGGCACGGGCUGGGGUUGCUGCUUGCCUGAUCCCUGCCUGCUCCCGGCACGGGCUGGGGUUGCUGCUUGCCCGAGCCCUGCCUGCCCCCUGCGCAGGGCUGGGGUUGCUGCUUGCCCGAGCCCUGCCUGCCCCCUGCGCAGGGCUGGGGUUGCUGCUUGUGUGAGCCCUGGCUUCCCCCUGCGCAGGGCUGGCAUCGCAGCCCCCCCCCCAUUGCAUGUUCCUCUGCACCUCGUUUUUUUGACAAAAGUGGGCAUUUGGCCCGUUUGCGCUUGCCAGCUGAUCAAGCCGUCCCCUAGAAUAGCCCUGACAGAAUCAGGCUCAGCGCUCGUCUGUGAUUUGCCCAGAUUGCACUGGCUGGGAGGGCAGUGAUAAGGACCGUCAAUCCUCAUGCUUCAGGGCACAGAGUGAUCAGCAGCUGGAGUCAGGCAGAAAUCCCCCCCGCACACACACACAUAACGGUGCACUGUGGGGGUUUCACACUUCCCUCUGAAGUGUUUGGUACAGCAGCGGGCAUUGCACGGGGCUAGGUGGGACAUCAGAUUCCAGAGGACUUAGAUAGGGACGGGCUGACUUUAAUCGUCGUGUCCACUGGGGGGACAAUCCUUUCCAAUGGGUUUUGAGGGAGGCUGGAGGCAGCUUGGUCCAAGUGGUUUGAGCAGGGCCCUGGGAGUCAGGACUCCUGGGUCCCCGUCUUGGUUUGGCCAUCGGUUUGCUGUGUGCCUGUGGGAAAGCCGUUUCCCCCGGCCACACCUCGCUUUUCCCGGCUGAGGGGAACGGGGGCGUGAAGGUCGUCUGCCCUAACCCCCGGUCGAGCAGCAGGAGUCGUUGGGUCUAAAUCAUCCAAGACAGAUGGCUCCAGUCUCCUUUCGAAAACCUCCAGCCCCACCUAAGGCCACGUCUACGCUACCCGCCGGAUCGGUGGGUGGUAAUCGAUCUAGCGGGGGAUCAAUCUAUCGUCUAGACGCAAUAAAUGGAUCCCCGUACUCCACCUCGGCAGGAGGAGUAAGCGAAGGCGACGGGGGAGCCGCGGUGGUCGACUCGCCGCCGUGAGGCGAAUAGUGUAGCUGAAGUUGUAUAACUUAGAUCGAUCCCCCCCAAGUGUAGCCCUAAGAGUCACUCGGCUUGAGCACCGCGGGGACAACAAUGGAAACUGGGUGUAAACGAAAGAAAAUAUGAGAAACUCCAAGUUUUGACAGGGCCAAGGAAACAAGGCAAAUCCCGGUACUCUUGUCUGUAAAAGUAGCUGGGUGUCAUUUCUCCUCUGCGCUGGAUUCAUUUCCAGCAGGGGCCUGCACAGAAAUCAGAUCUUUGGAAGGGCAGGACGUUUAAAAUCAAACAAUCCAAGGAAAAAAAAAAAAAGGGCACCCUGGACGCUCCCAGCAGGGGUGUUAUGCAAUGCAGCGUUUAUAUGUAGGUCCUACAAAAAGUGUGUUGUUGCUUUCUGGUGACACAAAGGGGCCCUGUGCUGGCAGCGUGUGGGAAUAGGUGCUACAGGAUGGAUGGACUUCCAGUGGGAGCGAGUUUGGCAAAUUCCCUUGUUACGUGCUGUUUGUAACCUCCCUGGUAAGCCAGCUCUGCUCAGAAAGGGCGCGGGCACGUCUCUGAGGCCGGGGCUUAGAUAAGGAGACGCCGGCUCUGACGGGCGGCGGCGCCGAAACGAACGCUGUUGCUUUUGUAAGGAUCUUUGGUGCAGCGUGUGGCGCGGCGGGUCUGGGAGAGCCCCGUGAGCAGGAGGAACUGGGGGAGUGGUACACACAGAGCUUUGGCUCUUGCCUUUGGGGAAGGAUUUGGGGCAGGGGGACGCUGCAGGAUGGUGGGUUUGCCCCAACUGCAGGAUGUUCUGGUGCUCUCCCGGGCGGCCCCGGCCUCCUGCCGCUCAAAGGCACCUGCUUGAGAGCAGAAAGCUUUAACAAUCCUUGUGCAAUACGGCCCGGGCGCUCAGUGUCUGUGGGCGUCACCCCUUCCCCAGGGGCAGGGGGCGAGUUGCAGCACAGGGCUACGUCCGAUCCCUUCCUGCCGCAGGUCCCUUGGUGGAAGGCCUGGCGCUGCGCGUGCUGCUCGCUCGGCUGGUGUCUGUACCCUGAACUCAGACCCCUCUCGGCGGGACACUGAGCCCAUGGCUGACCUCCAUUGUCGCUUUAAACAGGGCAAUUGUUCCAAAAUAAAGGCGAUAUUUUCUGUCUCUGG